UGGAACAAGUAUAAAUAGCCUUCUGGACUGAGCGGCCAAACAGGGGUUUGCAGCUGCAGCGCUUCUGCAGGCAGGCCUGUCUUUUCUUGGCCACUGUGGGUACAUUCUGGGCACAGAGGGAGCAGUGGGCAGGCUAGGUCUCUGGGGGCUCUGACCAACACCCUGCAGCUGGCCAUUGCCAUAUCUCUGGAUGCUCUCCCGACCAGCCAUGCUGCUGGGCUGCCUCCUUGUCAUGGCCAGCCUGGCUUUGGCCCAGAGGAGGGGGCAGGAGGCCAGCGGGCGUCGCAGGGCACACAGAGUCCAGCAUGGCCAGUGCAGCUACACCUUCGUCCUCCCGGAGCCUGAGCCCUGCCCUCCAGAGCCUGAGGUCUUUGGGGGCUCCAACAGUUUGCAGAGGGACUCACCGGCUGCUGCUCUGAACCUAGGAGACUGGCCUGCCCAAAGAGUGCGACAGCUGGAGAAGGUGCUAGAGAACAAUACGCAGUGGCUGCAGAAGCUAGAAAGGUACAUCCAGAUGAACCUGAGGUCGGAGUUGGCACAGGCUCAGCAGCACAUAGUCCAGAACCAGACGGCUACCAUGCUGGAGCUGGGCACCAGCCUCCUGAACCAGACCACUGCCCAGACGCGCAAGCUGACUGAUGUGGAGGCCCAGGUCCUGAAUCAGACCUCGAGAAUGGAGAUCCAGCUGCUGGAGACCUCGCUGUCCACCAACAAACUGGAGAAGCAGCUGCUGCUGCAGGGCCAUGAACUUCACCAGCUGCAGGGUCGCAAUAGUGCACUGGAGACACGGGUGCUAGCCCUGGAGAUGCAGCAACAGGCAGAGCUGACCAGCCUCCGAGAUGAAAAGGAACGACUGCGGCGUCUGCUGGGCCGCCAAAGUGGUGCCCUCGCUGGCCUAGAGCGCAGCCUCCGAGCUGCCAGCAGCAACUCCAGCCUCCUGCAAAGACAGCAGCGCCAGCUGUUGGAAUCUGUGCAGCGGCUGGUGCGUGUGGUGGCCCAAGGACCAGCUUCUGUGAGGGCAGCUGAGCAGGUGUUCCAGGAUUGUGCUGAGAUCCAGCGCUUCGGGGCCAAUGCCAGUGGUGUCUACAUCAUCCAUGUGGCCAAUAUGACGGAGCCUAGGAAGGUGUUCUGUGAUAUGGAGGCCAGUGGAGGUGGAUGGACUGUCUUCCAACGCCGUGAGAAUGGCAGUGUGAAUUUCCAGCGGAACUGGAAGGAUUACAAGCAGGGCUUCGGUGACCCAGCCGGGGAACAUUGGCUGGGCAAUGAGGUAGUGCACCAGCUCACCAGCAGGGCAACUUACUCUCUCCGCGUGGAGCUACAAGACUGGGAGGGCAACGAGGCCUACGCCCAGUAUGAGCAUUUCCAGCUGGGCAGCGAGGGGCAGCUCUACAGGCUUUCUCUCGGUGGGUACAGUGGCUCAGCAGGGCGUCAGAGCAGCCUGGUCCUACAGGGCACAAACUUCAGUACCCGCGACUCGGACAAUGACAACUGCCUCUGCAAGUGUGCCCAGAUGCUGUCCGGAGGGUGGUGGUUUGACGCGUGUGGUCUGUCCAACCUCAACGGCAUCUACUACCCGGCCCGCCACCACGUGCGCAAGCUCAACGGCAUCCGCUGGCACUACUUCCAAGGCCCCAGCUAUUCGCUGCGUGCCACCCGCAUGAUGCUGCGCCCUGUGGGCAUCUGAGGAGCAGCUGUGUCGGGAAGCUGAGCCCCAGAAGGAGCUGAGAUUUCUGUCUCCUGGACAAGCUGGACCCAAAUGCAGGACAAGGAACCUUGUCCUGAAUGCCCGAGUGUCAGGAGCCUGCCUGAAAAGCUGGCUUCCUCCCAGAUCCCCUCAAGUUGUGAAAUGGUGGGCAUUUGGGGGAUUGCUGCCUCUGCAGUAUCCCUCUUUCCUCUUCCUUCCUGUCUUUUACGGGAACCUCUCUGCCAGCCUGAGCACUGCAAUAUCCUGAAUGACCUGAGAACAGACUUAACUUGGCUUCCCAAAAGAAUACACGAUUAGUAGUGGGAUUUCAGGCUGGUAUUCACAGUUCAGAGUCUGUACUCCCCGAGGGGUGGGGGUGGAGUGGGGGGUGGGCAGUCUCCUGCUCCAAGUUUUUUGGGCUUUGACACGACCUUGCACUUCCUGUUCAAGGAUGAAGGGUCUGCAUCCACGCCACAAGGGGAAUGAUUCUACCCACCCUACACUGCCCUCCCCUCCUAGACUCCUAACAUCUGGAGCUUAUAUCUGGUCUCUUGGGACUCCCAGAGAGCUAAGAGGGGUUUCUUUAUCCCCCUUCCUUAUCCCUGCCCCCCACCCUUGCAAGCCCUAAAA
Molecule: messenger RNA, 2314 nt
Organism: Erinaceus europaeus (western European hedgehog)
Lineage: Eukaryota; Metazoa; Chordata; Mammalia; Eulipotyphla; Erinaceidae
Gene: ANGPT4
Product: angiopoietin 4
Exons: 9
Coding region: 191-1684 (497 amino acids)
Biological process (GO): signal transduction
Molecular function (GO): receptor tyrosine kinase binding
Source: RefSeq, a predicted model, not a curated record